Molecule: messenger RNA, 1619 nt
Organism: Exophiala mesophila
Lineage: Eukaryota; Fungi; Ascomycota; Eurotiomycetes; Chaetothyriales; Herpotrichiellaceae
Exons: 1
Coding region: 88-1572 (494 amino acids)
Source: RefSeq, a predicted model, not a curated record
AUCAACAAAUUCCCAGGAAAAGUUGAAACUCACCAUGCUCAACGACCGACAAUAAACUCAACCUCCACAUCCACAUCCGCCAUCACCAUGGACAAUCUUCUUUACGACACAUCCUGGAAUCUCUAUACCAUCUCCUCCCCCACCAACGGAUUACUCACCCUCCUCAACCCAUCACUACCAUCAUCAACACCAUUGACAAACACAGUUUCUGACACAGAAAUCCUCGAAAAACAUACCUAUGCAUUCCGCCAAUCUCUUGCUCGUAAACGACCACGAUAUGAAGAACAAGAAGAGAAGGAUAAGAUUGGUGGGUUGAGGAUGUGUACUUGGUCGCGUCUCCGUUCGAUGACGUCUUCUUUGACUUUGGAAUCAGAUAUUGGAGCGACGCGAAAGAAACCGAGACAGCAACAAGAGCCAAGUUCCUCUGCUAGGACAGGUCAGAAGCGGAAAUAUGGUGGUGGUGGUGGCGGACUUUUGCGAGGGGAUGUAUAUCACGAUGCUGAUGAUGAUGAUAAUGACUCAACGGGUGAAUAUCUUACGGGGGUGGUCAUUAAUAUGAUCUACGACAAGACGACUUAUCGAUUCGUGCUCUUAACGACAACAAACACAACAACCUCUCCACUAGAUUCUCCUUCAACGACGAAAAAAGCUCGAACAACGAGAUCAUCCCCACGAAAUCGAACUGGAAGCCAUAUCCAAGAAGCCCAAUCAGUCACCAACACCAACGCCAUCCUCCUCCUCGCCAAAUGCAACCCCUCAACCUACAAAUCCCUAACCACCUAUCUCGACACAACAUUCUCCAUCCCCGAAACAUGUAUCACACCCCUGAAACCAUCCGCUCAAUUCUUACAACAUACACUCGAAACAUAUAUGUCAUCGACAUACCAGGAACUCACAAGACAUGCAUACGACGGCGGCGACGACUCAGGAGACAACAGUCUACAUGCAACACCGAGAAGCGCCAACUUCAAAUCCAUCUUCGGGACUCUACGUAUGACGAUUUCAUUCGCUCCGCCUGUGGCGCCGAAACUCAAGAGUUUGGAUGUUGAGCUUCCGAGUGAGACUUUGUUGAUUGCUUUGAAUGAGAAUCAGAAUCAGAAUAGGAGGGAAGAUUCUGAUGGUGAUGGUGAUGGCAACGAAAGGAAAAUCAUGGCUGUCGUGGCGGCAUGGAUCGAGAAUCGAACGGGGUUGAAAUUACCGCUGACUCAGAAGGCUAUGACGACUGAGAACAAGAGUCACGACGAUGUCGGGAAAGAGAAUCGCAGACCUGACUUACAGGAGAAUAUGUCUGAAAAAGAAUCGAAGGAGGCAGCAGACGAAAGUGUCGCUCCACCUCCUAUUCCGCCAAUGCGUCUCUCUCGCAUAAUGUCAGCUGCCUACGCUAUAUCCAGUGAAGGACGAUUGAAGUUCUCGGCCAAGGCGAUGGAGAUGUGUGAGCAUGAUCGAGACGACUUGGGCCAUGAUCCUCAUGAGUCUGAUGAUAUUUAUGAUGAAAACAACAUGGUUCGGAAGGCUAACUAUACCCUUUUGAGAGAAAUGUUAAGGGAAGCUGGUAGACAGAAUGCAGAGUGAAGGAAAGACGAGAUGUUGACGUAAUACUUGCGGGAACUGAAGCUUUG